Molecule: messenger RNA, 2253 nt
Organism: Nerophis lumbriciformis (worm pipefish)
Lineage: Eukaryota; Metazoa; Chordata; Actinopteri; Syngnathiformes; Syngnathidae
Gene: naga
Product: N-acetylgalactosaminidase, alpha
Biological process (GO): oligosaccharide metabolic process; glycoside catabolic process
Cellular component (GO): cytoplasm
Molecular function (GO): alpha-galactosidase activity
Source: RefSeq, a predicted model, not a curated record
AAAAAAGGACACUAUGAAACCUCUUCCGGCACUUUUCUAUUGUAAUUUAUGUGUUUAACAGGACGAAGUAAGGUGGGCAAACCGCUAUAAAAAACAGACGCCGGGACUUGAACGCACCCUCUUGACUUCCUCUUUCUGGUUACCUCAGCGCCGGGAUGCAUUUGACUGUGCCUGUGUUCGCAUCUACGCUCCUCAUUGCCACCGUUGCCUUGGACAACGGGUUGAUGAGGAGACCCCCGAUGGGCUGGUUGGCGUGGGAACGGUUCCGCUGCGACAUUGACUGCGAACACGACCCAAAAAACUGCAUCAGUGAGAAGUUGUUCACCGACAUGGCCGACAGACUGUCAGAGGAUGGCUGGCGGGAGCUGGGCUACGUUUAUGUCAACAUCGAUGACUGCUGGGCGUCCAUGCAGAGGGACGAGCACGGGCGGCUCCGGGCUGACCCAAAGAGGUUCCCUGGUGGAAUCAGCCGGCUGUCCCGCUACAUGCAUGAUCGUGGACUCAAGCUGGGCAUCUACGGUGACAUGGGCACGCACACUUGCGGGGGCUACCCUGGCACGCCGCUGAACAAGAUUGAGAUCGACGCUCAGACGUUUGCCGACUGGGAGGUGGACAUGUUGAAGUUUGAUGGCUGCUAUUCCAACGCCACUGAGCAAGAACAAGGCUACCCUCAAAUGUCCAAGGCUUUGAACGCAACGGGUCGUCCCAUUGCCUACUCCUGCAGCUGGCCCGCCUACCAAGGUGGGCUGCCACCCAAGGUGGAUUACAAUCUGUUGGCCAAGACCUGCAACCUGUGGCGCAACUAUGGCGACAUUCAGGACUCAUGGGAAAGUGUCUUGAACAUUGUGGAUUGGUUUUUUGAAAACCAGGAGGUCCUGAUUGCUGUGGCCGGGCCGGGAAGAUGGAACGACCCGGAUAUGCUCAUCAUUGGCGACUUUGGCCUCAGCAUGGAUCAGUCCCGCGCACAGAUGGCUUUCUGGGCAAUCAUGGCCGCUCCCCUCUUUAUGUCCAAUGACCUGCGCAGCAUCAGCGGAGGGGCUCGCAACAUCCUGCAGAACAAAAUGGCCAUCGGGAUCAACCAGGACCCUCUGGGCCUUCAGGGGCGACGCAUACUUAAGGAGAAGAGCGGCAUUGAGGUGUUUUGGCGGCAGUUGUCCAACGACGCCAGCGCCUUGGUGUUCUUCAGUCGCCGCACUGACAUGCCGUAUCGCUACCAGACCGCCCUCGGCAAACUGAACUACACCACAGGCAGCUACAAGGUACAUGACGUCUUCUCCGAGACGACCAUGACCCUGAAGGAGUCCACCAGCUUCGUGGUGUCCGUGAACCCCACAGGUGUGGUCAUGUGGUACGUCUCUGCGCCCGCCAAAGCCAACCGCCUCCAUCAGUUUCUUAGUAACGCCCGACUGCGAGGACUUGCCCGGGACGACCUGAGCAACGUCAUUCCGCCUGUCUUCCUCUAAAACGGCGUCAGGAUGUUAAUCCCCGAUGGACUGUCAAGACCAUGUGAUUUGAAAUGACCUCCAUCUACUUGACUGAAGUUGACCUGGCUUUAUAAUUAUGCAACACCAUGAAGUCCGAGUUCUGCACAUUUAGUAUGAACUAAUGUGAUCAAUUGUUUUCUUCUGAUUUUUUUAGUUUGAGCUGCUGAUCGCCCAUCUAAAAAUGUUGGUUUGGGCAUUUUAAAAGAAUACAAUAUAUUUGUUUUACUGUAAAUGCUCUAAUUUUAGCCGGGGUGUGCAGCUAUGUAACGUGCAGAGGCGGUUGUAUUCUAAAUAUGAAAAAAAAUAAAUAAUUUUAAUUGAUUUUUUCAGAUUAUUAAAGCAAGUGGAAAGAAAAAACACAGCUCUCUUUGACCACGUGGCCAUGAACAAAUGUCAUGCAGCAACAUAACCAAUGUCGUAAUUGCGGUAAGGUGAAAACUGCUCAGCAUUGAUAGCGCUGAUGAUGGCUAAGUAGCGCUAACAUAGUUAAAAGCUACUGGAUGCUGACAACUCGUGAUUCUUCAAAUGCAACAAUUUUGUGAAGUUUCUAAAAACAACAUUGGGAGGUUGCCCACAGCCACAGCUGCUGAUGCCAAUGUUUUUUGAUCCAAUUUGAGUUAUUUGUGUUUGUAGUCCACACACUCGGUGCCUCUAAGAGUCAUGGCUGUUAAUUGAGUGGGGGUGUUGAUUGGAGUAUUUACGGUAAAAAUACUUAUCUUUGUAUUGUGUAAAUGUUGAAUAAAUAAAUAGAUACAUCAUAAACAAAGAA